Messenger RNA from Lutzomyia longipalpis, 2073 nucleotides. It is a transcript of the gene Tat, whose product is annotated as tyrosine aminotransferase. The coding region runs from base 633 to 1976 and encodes 447 amino acids. The transcript has 5 exons. Gene Ontology annotation, biological process: aromatic amino acid metabolic process; biosynthetic process. The record is from RefSeq and is a predicted model, not a curated record. Gene Ontology annotation, molecular function: L-tyrosine:2-oxoglutarate transaminase activity; pyridoxal phosphate binding. NCBI's taxonomy places the organism in Eukaryota, Metazoa, Arthropoda, Insecta, Diptera, Psychodidae.
AUUAGGGCCCUCUUGCGCGAUCAUGGCAUUUUUUUUUUCAUCACGGUGUACCUUUGUAGGCCACAUGGGCUUGAGCUUGGGCGGGGAGAGCUUUCAUGCGAAAGUUGAGCUUUUUUUCUUUUCCUUCAUCAACAUCAAGUAAAAGAUCCCUCAAAGUGUUUUGCUACGUGUUGUGCAAAAACAGGAAGAAUUUGCGCUGUUGGCAUGAAGAAAACUAUUUCUAUGAAGAAGUUAGGGAAUAAAAGCUCACCACUUUGAAAUCACGCCGAGUAGUUUUGUUGGAGAACUUGUCCAGUGAAGAAGACUCCGCGGGGGAGACUUCUUUAUAAAGUUUCAUUUUUUUUGUGCGCAUUUUGUGGCAACAAAUCACCACAAUUUUCGGCCAAAUAAAAUCUGUCCUAAAUUGAUUAAAUUAUAUUAUUAUAGAGAAAUGCCCUAAGCGUGAAAAUCUAGAGAGGAACAAUCAAGUGAUAUUAUACGUGUGCGUUGAAGCAAAAGACUUUUUUCUGUGUGAAAAAAACUUUCAAAUUGUGAUAGAAGAGGCACAAAGAGAAUUUUUAUUGAAAUAAAAAUUAUAAAGCAAAUAAGAAGAGAAAAUUGAAGAAGAAAAAAGCUCUCAAAGGGUGAAGAAAAUGGAAACAGAUCACAUAAAUAACAACAACCACGAGAGGAUUGUGAAGAAACCAACAAAAGCCCUCUCGAGUCUCAGGACGAAAUGGAAUCUCAAGAGUACAGCAUUCGCCGAAAGUACAAUCAACCCCAUUAGGGCCAUUGUGGAGGGACUCAAAUUCACCCCAAACCCCGAGAAGCAAAUGAUCCCACUCUCAAUUGGUGACCCAACAACAUUCGGCAACCUCCAACCAUGCUCCGAGAUCGUGGAGCCUGUGAUUGAGAUGCUGCGCCUGAACCAGUGCAAUGGGUAUGGACCAUCAACUGGUCGCGUGGAGGCUCGUCAGGCUGUGGCUGAGUACGAAGCGACAAACAACAAUGUUGGUCCCCUCACAGCUGAAGAUAUCAUCCUCUGCAGUGGCUGCUCAUCUGCCCUUGAACUCUGCAUUGCCGCCCUCGCUGAUAGUGGUCAGAACAUCCUCAUUCCACGACCUGGCUUCUCAAUCUACCAAACACUCGCUCCUGGCUUUGGGGUCUCACUGCGGAUGUAUAAUCUCCUGCCAGAGCGGAAUUGGGAGAUUGAUUUGCUCCACUUGGAGUCGUUGAUUGAUGAGAAUACAGCUGCCCUCAUUGUCAUCAAUCCAAGUAAUCCCUGUGGUAGUGUCUUUAGUAAGAGUCACCUCCAGCAGAUUAUUAAAUUAGCAGAAAAAUACUACCUCCCCAUUAUUGCUGAUGAGAUCUACGAACACAUGGUUUUCCCGGGAAAAGUCUUCCAUUCCGUGAGUUCUCUGUCCAAGAAUGUGCCCGUCCUCUCCUGCGGUGGUCUCACGAAGCGUUUUCUCGUACCCGGAUGGCGAAUGGGAUGGAUCACAAUUCACGAUCGACACAAUCUCUUCAAGAACGUCCGAACAUCCCUCAUGAAGUUGAGUGCACGCAUCCUAGGACCCAAUGCCGCCAUCCAGGGAGCUCUACCACGAAUCCUCACUGAGACACCGCAAUCAUUCUUCGAUGAAACAGUCGCAAUUUUGCAGAGACACGCAAAUGUUGCGUAUGAAAUUCUCAGUGAAGUCCCCGGAUUGAAGCCAAUAAUGCCCGAUGGUGCAAUGUACAUGAUGAUUGGGAUAGAUGUGGACAAUUUCCCGGAAUACGCAACAGAUUUGCAUUUUGUAAAGGCACUAGUUGAAGAUCAGAGCGUCUUCUGCCUACCUGGACAGUGUUUUGAAUAUCCAAACUACAUAAGGAUUGUUCUAACAGUUCCGGAGGACUUACUACGCGAAGCCUGCUUCAGGAUUGCCGAAUUCUGUGAGAAACACUUCAAAAUUGACGAGAGGAUCAUUCAGAAUGCAAUUAUAGACACAGUUAAUUGAGAUUCUCACUUAUAUGCCAUUCUUAAGGACUUUUUUCUUGUCAUCUUUAAUGUAUUAUUUGACAUUAUAAAUAUAUUUUUUUCUAUUAAUACUAAAA